AUGGCAACAAGUGUGAAAUUAGGGGAAGAAGAUAAGGCUUUUUAUGACCAACCUUCACUUUACCGUAGCAUUGUAGGUGGUCUGCAGUACCUUACCCUUUCCAGGCCUGAUUUGGCUUUCUCUGUCAAUCGCCUAAGUCAAUUUCUUCAGCCUCCCACCAUUGCACAUUGGACUGCUUGUAAAAGAGUUCUCCGCUACAUCAAGGGAACUCUUUCACAUAGACUUAUUUUUCAGAAAAACUCAGAAUUCAUCCUUGAAGGAUAUGCUGAUGCAGAUUGGGCUAGUGAUGUAAGUGAUAGGAGAUCAACUAAUGGGUAUAGCAUCUUCCUUGGAAGAAAUCUAGUACAAUGGGUUUCUAGGAAGUAG
Molecule: messenger RNA, 366 nt
Organism: Pistacia vera
Lineage: Eukaryota; Viridiplantae; Streptophyta; Magnoliopsida; Sapindales; Anacardiaceae
Exons: 1
Coding region: 1-366 (121 amino acids)
Source: RefSeq, a predicted model, not a curated record